GUCAGUCACUUGCGGUUAUUAACUCUAAUUAACCUCCAUAAUUAUUGUGUUUGAAAAUAAGUGCGGACACGAUAUUGGAGUAAGUUAGACUGACUGAAGAUGGAUCUGGAGACGAAAGAUAUUAUUGAAAGCUCUGUGUCAAGUGUUCCGAUCCUACUGCCCAAGAGGAAGCGAGGGAGGCCCAGAAAAGUACCUACUGCCACUGACACCGGCACCAUAGACAAAAUUUUAGAUGAGAUGCGAGGAUCCCUGGGAAUCCAUCACCUCAGCAGCCCUCAUGUUGUGGACGUUGUCUCUAUAGACCCGGUCGAGGACUCGGUACCGCCCAUUCAACCCGAACCCCUGAGUGACGAGCCCCUAACCUCCUCUAGUCCUGCGAAGAAAGGCCGAGGCCGACCACGGAAGCACCCUCAACCAGUCCCUGGCACAGAGCCCGAAAUCAAACGAAAGAGGGGACGACCUCCCAAGACCCCUACAACACCCACGAAAUCAGUAGCGGAUAGUUUGCUGACCGAGCCGGAGAGCCAUAGCCACCCUGUUGUGCCCACGGCGAUGCUGGUACCCCCGCCCGAACUGGUCCCUGAGCCUUCACAAGUGAGUGUUGCUCAGAUCACUGCAUCCACUGACAGCAACCUGGACAAAGCUGAGAUUCCACUUCUUGUGGUUCCUAUCGUGUUACCACUGUCAACAGUGGGAGGAAUAGACUCGCCAUCUUUGGACGAAUCGAUUAAGAAGAAGAGAGGCCGACCAAGGAAGCACCCACCGCCUGUUAUUGACCCAAAUGCUGUCAAAAGAAAACGUGGAAGGCCCAAAAAGAACCCUUCAUCAACCUCACCUGAGCCAAAAAAAGGCCGUGGACGACCAAAAAAGAAUCCUGGUGAUUUCGAAGCCGAAAAUCAACCAGAACGUGAAUGGCAACCCCCUGAGAAGUCUGACGGAGAGAUGCCUGAGAAACGCCCUCGUGGUCGACCGAGAAAACAUCCCAAGCCAGAAAACGAUGAGCCUGUUGUCAAAAGGAAGCGAGGUCGUCCAAAGAAAGAGCCUGUGGCUGGGCCAAUACCCAUUUCGGACCAAAUACCUCCCCCUAAGAAAAAGAGAGGUCGACCAAAAAAGAACCCAGCGGCGGCCAUGGCAGUGAUACCAGCUCAGAGCUCGGAGCCACUUGAUAUAUCUCUACCCUCCUUUCCUGCAGUCUCCAUAUCAUCCUCAUACCCGUUAUUUGGUGCAGACCCGACAAAUUUGAAUACUAGUAGCGGUACAGGCAAACCUAGUAAUGAGGUUUUCCAACAGAUGCUCUCAUGCCCCAGCGAUUCUGAGACUGCCGAUUUUGCGACUGUUCCCUACACCACAGCUAGAAUCCAGAAAAUGCCCAGGAAAGAUUCUCCCCUACUGGAUGAUAGAUUUGUAGAAUCAUCGGACGAAGAAGACUGAACAAUAACAUUAUAGCCAUUUUCAUAUAAUUAUAUAGAUACAAUUAUUCAAAUUUUCUGUUCUAUACUCAUGCAAAUGUACAGUGGAACUGUUAGAUCGCAAUGUUUUCUGUUACUACUUUCAUAAUAAAUUAUACAUUGUAGACUACGCCAGAA
This is a messenger RNA of Halichondria panicea, 1586 nucleotides long. RefSeq lists its product as uncharacterized. The transcript has 2 exons. NCBI's taxonomy places the organism in Eukaryota, Metazoa, Porifera, Demospongiae, Suberitida, Halichondriidae. Gene Ontology annotation, cellular component: chromatin; nucleus. Gene Ontology annotation, biological process: regulation of DNA-templated transcription. The coding region runs from base 100 to 1431 and encodes 443 amino acids. Gene Ontology annotation, molecular function: transcription coregulator activity; DNA binding. The record is from RefSeq and is a predicted model, not a curated record.